Anneissia japonica is the source of this 6165-nucleotide messenger RNA. RefSeq names its product gamma-aminobutyric acid type B receptor subunit 1-like. The record is from RefSeq and is a predicted model, not a curated record. The coding region runs from base 371 to 2791 and encodes 806 amino acids. Gene Ontology annotation, molecular function: G protein-coupled GABA receptor activity. Gene Ontology annotation, biological process: G protein-coupled receptor signaling pathway; gamma-aminobutyric acid signaling pathway. The transcript is spliced from 18 exons. Gene Ontology annotation, cellular component: membrane; G protein-coupled receptor heterodimeric complex. NCBI's taxonomy places the organism in Eukaryota, Metazoa, Echinodermata, Crinoidea, Comatulida, Comatulidae.
ACGAAUAUCCUUAACGUUAAUAGAUCGUUUUGCUAUUUUCUCAAUCGGUGAAUGAUUAGUUCUAUUUAGCUGUGCUGCCUGGAAGUUCAUCCUACUCGGUCAUGUGAUUCGAGCUUCAGUUGCAAACGUGAAAAAAUGACGUGUGCGUAGAUGAGUUUCAAAUGAGUGCACUGUUGGGUGGAGACGGAUUGUACGGAUUAAUUCUCAGCGAAUGACGAGUUGUAAGCACUUAAUUUAAGCUCAAGUUGAAUUUCAAUCGAAGUCGGUAUUUAGUUGAAAUUGGUGGGUUUUUUUCGGAUGACGUGUUUAUGUAGGCCUGUUAAUUGAAUGUUUAAUGUCGGAUUCUCGAUCUCUAUAAUAUUUCAGAACAAUGUAUAUUAAAUCUCGGUCAGUCGUCAGUUGUUUAUACAUUCUCAUCUUCUCUUGUUUAACGUAUGGAACACUAUCGCAGAACGAUACUACCAAGACACCUAUUUAUAUUGCUGGAUUUAUGCCAUUCCCGGACCCUACAUAUGACCAUUUGGUGGCCAGUGUCCUUACGGCAAUUGACCACGUAAAUUCGUUUGACAAAAUACUUCAUGAUUAUGAGCUUCGUAUGAUUUGGAACUGGACAAUGGCAGAUCCGGGCAAAUCACUGCUUACAUUUUACGAGUUCAUCAACAGUCCACAUACAAUACUGAUGGCUUGGGGACCGACAUACUCUAUUGUUGGAGAGACACUCAACGUUGUUGUUUCACAGUAUAAUAUAGUACAAGUUGGAAUUGCUCAGUUCCAAACGGACGAUUUAUUUAUGAGGGAUUAUCCAUACACCAUCCAAAUAUAUCCGAAUGCAAACAUAUUCAACCCUGCCAGGAUUUCACUUUUUAACGAACUGGGAUGGAAAAGAGCCUCUAUCAUAUUUCAAGAUGUUGAUCUUUUUAGAGGGGAAAUGGAGCAGUUGGCGGAGAUGAUGGUGGCAGAAGGCAUCGACGUGAUAAGUAUCGAAGGAUUUUCAGACGAGCCAGCAUAUAGAAUCAGAAAUCUAAAGGUUGUCUUAUUUCUUUUACAAAUUUGUCAACAUUAUACUGUUAAAUACAGCCAUAAUAAGAAGCAUGAUUCUCGUAUUAUUGUUGGUAUAUUUUACCAAGAUAUGGCGGUUAAGAUAUUUUGCGAGGCUUAUAGACAAGGCUUAUACCCCCCGAAACAUGUGUGGAUGAUAGUUGGGUGGUACCAUACGAACUGGUGGGUCGAAGAGACAGAGAAGAUUAGGGAGACAAACCAUGACUUUUGUACUUUACAAGAAAUGGAAAUUGCGGUAGAAGGCACACUGAGCAUGCGUGGAUUUGAAUUUCAGCAGAACGCAUCACGUUUAGAUUUUAAUGGCGAGCGUCCAUCGAAGGAUCAUGAAGAGUAUCUGGAGCAUCUCCAGCGCAUGCUGUUGACAUCGGGGGCUUGCGAUUCUUACGGCUACGAUCAGAUCAUCACAAUUAGCCUUGCACUGAAUGCUUCCAUUGAAGAUUUAAAACAGUUGAGCCCGCCGAAAAGACUUGAAGAUUUCACGUACGAAUCUAAAUACAUGGCGGAUAUAAUUUACAAGAAUGCAAAGAACGUAAAAUUUAAUGGACUAACGGGAUUCGUAGGAUUUGAUGAGUACGGUAGCCGACAAAGUGAAGCCGUUGUUCAACAAUUGCAAGAUGGGAAUAUCACACAGGUCCUUGUUCAUAACCAACUUAAAGAUGAUAUUCGAUUUAUAAACGCCUUCAAAUGGAGUGGAGGAUUUGUUCCAGUUGAUGGGCCUACAUAUGAAAUAAUUCAAUUAACUAUUUCCCAGUCGAAGAAGGUAUUCAUUUACAUCCUAUCGGGGUUGGGCAUCAUAUACGCUUCCAUACUACUAGUACUGAAUAUAAAAUACAGGGAAACUCGAGUAAUGAAGCUAUCAAGUCCUCUGUUGAAUAGCUUGAUAGUGGUUGGUUGCAUCGUCUUGUAUGUAUCCAUGGUGCUGUAUCUAUGGUCACUGGAGAUCCGCGAAAACUCACCCGUAUUUGUAUCAUGUCAGCUCGGGUUACUCACUACCUGUGUUGGGUUUUCAAUGGCGUUUGGGGCUCUUUUUAUGAAAACCUAUCGUGUCUACAGCAUCUUCAAGGCAACCAUGACACGACUUCGAGCUGCGAGAGGUCUCCACAACAGUACGCUGUUUUCGUAUAUUGCAGCAUUUGUGCUGAUCGAUGUUCUAAUUAACGGCUUCGCCUAUUGGUUCAAUUUAUUCGAAAUAGUAUCACAUGAGGUCAACGAGAAGAACGAUACAACUAAUCCGCACUUAGAACUUGUAUACAUCGAGGUCUCGUACGAGUGUUCAUCGAGAUACAACUCAGUUUUAUCAUCGUUUUUGAUUGCAUAUAAAGGUGCCAUGUUGUUGUUUGGAGUUUUUCUAGCCUGGUCCACACGCAAUGUUAAACUCGUACAUUUAAACGACAGUCACUACAUAGCAAUUUGUGUAUACACUGUAGUAAUUUGCUGUAUGAUAACCGUCCCAGCUGCCGUCCUUCACUCCAAUAAACUCGGUCUAAUCUUCGUCUUGUUUGGCACUACAAUAUUCCUCACCAACACUUUGGUUCUUUCUCUUGUAUUUUUACCAAAAUUGCAUGUUUUGUACAAAGAUGGCGGCAAGGAUGUUAAUCUCAGCACAAUGCCGAGUGAAUUUACUUCUAAAUCGACCAUCUCCAAAAAUGAGUGUGAUGUUUUAGAAGAUUUAUAUCUACAGAAAUGUUUGGAAUUAAAACGAUUGAAAUGUCGACUGAAAGCGUCAACCUAGCUACAUCUCAGGUUGCCGAUAAUCGUUUUCUGCCAUAUGAAAACUUCACCCUCAAAUUCUAGAUCUCUUUAAUUAUUCGAGAACUAGAUAAUUUGAGACCAGUUUUUUAAAGUAGCAACUAUCAACUUCAAUCUUUAAUACAAAGCUUGGAAAUUGAAGCCGGAGACCAUCGCACAUCCCAACGGUAGUCUCGAUUUGGAUGGUGAACAGUAUAAUAAACAAAACGAUGAACGGUGGUCUAGAGGUAUGCUGCCAGGCUAGUGAUCUGGAGAUGGUUGGUUUGUCUAGAGAUUACAUUUUUAUUGUAUUUUUACCGUUUGUUUGUUUGUAAAAUUUUUUGCACUCCAAUAUAUCAAAAUACAAUUGAUAAAACAAGGCAUAAAUAAAAUUCAGAAUUUAUAGAAAUUCAGCAUAAAUAAAAGACAGAAAAAACGAGAAAGGAAUGCAGGGAUUGCUCUAUAAGCCCUGAGGCUUGUUUCUGUAGAGGCCCCCGUUGUAAAUUAAAUUAAAUAAAAUACAUUUUUGUUAAUUUAAAGAGGGAAUAAAUUCACUAGUUUCAAAUAGCAUCUGAGGAUAAAUACAUAAAUUUUAUCAAAUAUUAAGGCUAUGGUUAAUGAUUUUGUCAGUUGAGUAAACUCUAAUGCUCUUUCCAAAUUAUCAAAUUUUCUUUGACAAUAAACUGUUGCAUGCCCAUAUAUAGUCAUGUUGUGCCUAUAUAUGUUCAUGAUGUGAUGUCAUCAUUACCAUAUUUAGGCACGUCACAUGUUUUCGUCAAUUAAAAUUUGAUAGUCUGGACAGGGCUUUAGUUCACAUUGAUGGUAUAGUUUUUGGGAACCAUUGAAAUUGAGAAUGAUUUCAACAACAAAAAAUGUAGUUUUACGCUGAACUUAAGUUUACAGCAAAUCAUCCAUCUAUUUAUACCUUACAUUUCCGAUGUUCAAAGGAAAUCAAAAUGCAGAUAUUUCAAUAUGAAAUUCUAAUGAACACCUGAGUGACUAAUUCUAGAUUAUUAGGCCUAUAAAAUGAAAAUUGUGGAAUCAAACCAAUGCUCGUAUUGCAAGACAAAAAUCGAAACCAUGCAACAUUUAUUGUUUGAUUGUACGAAAGCAAAAUCAAUAUGGGAUGCUUAUAAAUGGAAAAAAAAAUAUUAUCUUAAAUUAUAAAACAGUUAUUAUAGGUUAUGAGGUUGAUGCUCCUGAUCUGUUGUUCAAUUUGUAUAUUCUACUAUAUUCUACUAUAUUUCUACUAUAUUUCAAUAUAAAAUUCUAAUGAACAUCUGAGUGACUAAUUCUAGAUUAUUAGGCCUAUAAAAUGAAACUUCUAAAAUUUAAUUUUUAUUUAGAAAAGAACAAAGGACCUAGUCAAUAUAAUUUUAAUCAAAAAUGGAAGGCAUUAAUUGAUAUUUUUCUUUAAAAGACUGAUCUCUUUAACGUUAAAUAAAUAUAUAUGGUUGCUCUUCUGUAUCUGGUCGCAGAAGUCUAAGAAUGGAUUUGUUUGGCAUACAUAUUUGAUAUUACAUUGUUCAAUUUGUAUAUUCUACUAUAUUCUACUAUAUUUCUACUAUAUUUCAAUAUAAAAUUCUAAUGAACAUCUGAGUGACUAAUUCUAGAUUAUUAGGCCUAUAAAAUGAAACUUGUGGAAUCAAACCAAUGCUCGUAUUGCAAGACAAAAAUCGAAACCAUGCAACAUUUAUUGUUUGAUUGUACGAAAGCAAAAUCAAUAUGGGAUGCUUAUAAAUGGAAAAAAAAUAUUAUGUUAAAUUAUAAAACAAUUUUUAUAGGUUAUGAGGUUGAUGCUCCUGAUCUGUUGUUCAAUUUGUAUAUUCUACUAAUUAAGUAAUCUACUGUUUACCUGUAGAGGGCGACCAUUUGAUAAAUUUUAAUCAACUUUUUGAAAAAUCUAAAAUUUAAUUUUUAUUUAGAAAAGAACAAAGGACCUAGUCAAUAUAAUUUUAAUCAAAAAUGGAAGGCAUUAAUUGAUAUUUUUCUUUAAAAGACUGAUCUCUUUAACGUUAAAUAAAUAUAUAUGGUUGCUCUUCUGUAUCUGGUCGCAGAAGUCUAAGAAUGGAUUUGUUUGGCAUACAUAUUUGAUAUUACAUUGAUUGGCCUUUUGUAUCCAUUUUCUCUAAUCAUUUAUUAUACAGCUUCAUUGCUUCUUAUUGUUUACGUAAUGUAUUUUUAUUUUGUACGUAUGUAUGUAUGAAUUAUAUUGAAUAAAAAAAAAACAAACACAAACAUCCAUCUAGUCAAAGCAAGGAAAUUUGUUGAAUUGCGUUGGUCAAAGCAGGCAAUUUGAAUUUGUUUGUUAUCUAACGUGGUAAAGAGAUACUUUUAAGUUCAGGCUAACCCGUAACCCCUUUAUGGCAUUACUUAAGAUUAUUGGCAUAUUGUUUUAUUACUGUAAAUGUAUCAAUAACUGGAUUUUAUUAUGAGAUUAUAAGAAGGCAGAAAUACAAUAACAUGAAUGAUUAGUUUAGCUAAUAUUUGUAAAAUCAAGAUUUAAUAUCUGUAAAGGUGAACAAUACAUCAAAAAAGUUUUCCCUCUUGCUUAAUAAAUUUAAAUCUACUUUCAAAAAUGCCCCUUUCGCGCGCGGCCUAUUGCGAGGCUGUGAGGUACUGGUGUGGGUCCAAAUAUUUGCAAGAUAAGUGCAGAAAAAACUCCUGUAUAAAUAACAUAAGUUUAAAUAAAUUGAAGAACCGUCUUCUGUCUUGUCACCCUCCCAUCUUUCGAGAGACUUAAAGCCAACAAUAAUAUUAGCUUUAAUUGUUCUCAUAAUAACCCCCACCCCUAAAGAAAAAAAGCUGCUUACUAUUUACUUAACAUCCGUACAUUUUUUAGCCAGCUAAAGUUUAAAAGCACUCUAAAUGUUAAAGGCGGUGGGGUGGGGGACACGACCAUCUCCCCCACCCCAUGACUCCACCCAGGUGUAGACCUAUCAUUUAAAUAAUCAUUCUGUGAAGCCCAGUCGACCAAAUGCGGCAAGUAUUGCCAUAUGUAACAGAAUAUUCUAACGCAUUGAAUACUACGUCUUUAACCAUAAUUUUAGAAAGACCUUUGCAAAUGAAAGUCAAAUUACCUUUUAUAUAAAGAGGAACAUGAACAAAAAAAUGUAAAAAGUCAAAAACAAAGGACAAAGGUGUAUGUGAAUGAAAAUUUUGUGUAAUUUUGUGUGUUAAAAAAAAUCAAAAUAUCUAUUAUAAAUUUAUGUUACCUGUAAAAGGAAAACUGAAAGAAAUAAUGUUAAAUGGUAAUCAAAUGAAAGAAUUGAAAUAAAUGACUAUUGGGUAACAAAAUAAUUGUGUAUCUUUCAUUGUAUUAUGCUGUUUUGAUCUUGUUUUUUACUUAUAUGUUUGUCUUGGAGAUCCCUCGAUAGU